Molecule: messenger RNA, 5424 nt
Organism: Opisthocomus hoazin
Lineage: Eukaryota; Metazoa; Chordata; Aves; Opisthocomiformes; Opisthocomidae
Source: RefSeq, a predicted model, not a curated record
AUGCUCCUCUAUAGACAUAUUAAAUUGGCUUUUAAUUGUACAAAAAGUGUGCACCCAUACAUCGGAUGCACAUUUGCCUUUAAUUUGAAGAUCUUCGGAGGACAGCCGGUUAAAAAUCGAGCCAAAAGAGGUUUUGGCCAUUGGCCAGUGAACCUGGAAGUGGCCCCUGGAAGAACAGCUACCCCUGCACAGCUACCCCUGCGUACAACCCCCACACAGCAGGGCUUUUCCAGGGACCCCAGACCUACAGCGUGUGUUUCUGUGACCCGCGUCCCGUCUCCUGUAGGCUCAGGUGGUGCAAGGAAGAGCCGAGUGCUCUGCCGUGGGUUCGAAGACAUUUGCUCACCACAGGGAAACGGGGCCUGUGGCCACCCCAGCCCACCGAGGGCCCUGGCGGCUGUGGGCCAGGGCUCCCCUCGCACCUCCUCUCGCCCUUCCGGGAGCGCAGCUCUCCCAGCUCAUUGCUCCAGGCCCUCUUCUAGUAGUUCAUGGCUCGUCCCCACUCCCAGCCCGGUCUAUAAAAAGAAUCCGCAGAGUAACUACCCGUAUGCGGUGCAUAUCUCUGUGUUUGCGGUGUACCUGGAGGUGUAUCUUCGGGAGGUGUAUCUUGGGGAAGUACGACAGCCUCCUGAAAUUAAUUUAGUUCUGCGUCCUCGGGGAUUGACUGGUGAUAAUGAAGUAUAUACCAAAGUUGAUCUGUGGGUCAAGUGUCCACAUACUUACCCUGAUACUGUACCUGAAAUACAACUAAAAAAUUCAAAAGGCUUGUCAAAUGAGAAAAUAAAAGAAUUAAAAUCCAGACUAGCUGAACUGGCAAAACAGUGCUGUGGAGAGGUGAUGAUAUUUGAACUUGCCGACCAUGUACAGUCAUUUCUCAGUGAGUAUAAUAAACCGCCUUCCAAGUCUUUUCAUGAAGAAAUGCUAAAAAAUCAUCAAAAAGAACAAGAAAGACUGGCUCAGGAGGAAUUGCGUAGGGCACAAGAAGUUAAGAGAAGAGAGGAGCAGGAGCAACGUGAAAUCCUUAACGAGAUUCAGAGAAGGGAGGAAGAGAAAAGAGAAGAAAGAAAGAAGAAAGAGAUUGCUAAACAGGGACGUUUGGAAGUAGCUGCUCUGACAAGUCAAGAAAACUCUCACAGGAAAGAUACUGCAGGGUACAGAGUUGGUUCUGGUUUAAAUGGGAGCUGUUUGGAACAUGGAGUGAAUAAUAAAUACCGACCAAAUUCAGCUGGACGUUCAAAACAAGAACGCCAGCUUUCUGUUAGUAAUAAUGAAGAGUCCCCUGGAAAUCACGAAGUUUUGAACUUCAGCACAAGUGGUGCUGGACAACUUACUGUCCAUAAAGGAAAAUGUCUAGGCAAGGAUGAACAGCUUGGUAAAUCAGUCUAUAAUGCCUUGGAAAUCCACAGUGGAGACUUUGUUUUAGUAUAUGAGUGGGUUCUGCACUGGCAAAAGAAGAUGGGAAAGUUUCUUACAUCACAGGAAAUAGAAAAGAUUGAGAAGUGUAAGAAACAGCUUCAGGGUGCAGAAACAGAGUUCAGCUCACUGACGAAGCUAAGUCACCCAAACAUAGUACAUUAUAAAUGUAUGAACCUGAAAGAACGGAACGAUUCAAUUGUGGUGGACAUUGUAGUGGAGCAUAUAAGUGGUUGCAGCCUUUCUACAUACUUACACAAAGAGACUUCAGUUCCACUUGAGCAGCUGCGCCAUUAUGUGACCCAGAUCUUGUCAGCUCUUGACUACUUGCACAGUAAUUCGGUAGUGCACAAAGUUCUUUGUUCUUCCAGUAUCCUGGUAGAUGUUGAAGGAAACAUCAAGGUGACAGACUACAGCAUUUCCAAGCGCUUAGCUGAUAUCUGCAAAGCAGAUGUUUUUGAGCAAACCAAAGUUCGUUUUAGUGAAGAUGGUCUUCCCAGCAAACCUGGAAAAAAAGGAGAUGUGUGGAGUCUGGGCUUGCUUCUGCUUUCACUCAGCCAGGGCCAAGUAACCAAGGAAUAUCCAGUUGCUGUUCCUGCCAAUUUACCUGCUGACUUCCAAGACUUUCUGGAAAAAUGUGUUUGUUUGGAAGAUAAGGAAAGAUGGACUCCUCAGCAGUUAUUACAACAUAGUUUUAUAAACAUUCCACGAAUGAAAAUACCUGUAGCUGAAGAAAAUCUAGAUGAUUCAGCAGGUAUAGAUUGCAUCGAGACAGUUGUACCCAGCAGUCAGGUAUCCAGCUCCUCAUUCUUCACAGAAACACAGAGACAAUUUUCACGCUACUACAAUGAGUUUGAAGAGCUAAAAUUACUUGGCAAAGGGGCUUUUGGAGCAGUCAUCAAGGUGAGAAAUAAGCUUGAUGGUUGCUAUUAUGCCGUGAAACGUAUCCGCAUAAACCCUGCCAGCAAGCAAUUUCGGAGGAUUAAGGGGGAAGUAACAUUACUUUCCCGACUGAACCAUGAGAAUAUUGUGAGAUAUUACAAUGCUUGGAUCGAAAAACACGAAAGUCCUGUUCCCACGGUAACAACCGACGAGAAAAGAAUGCCCACCAAAGCUGGUCUCUUCGUCCUUACCACUGAGGAGACAAAUGAUGUGGAAGCUAAUGCUCCUCCUCCAGUUUUGACAAGUUCAGUUGAGUGGAGUACUUCAUGUGAAAGAUCCUCCAGCAACAAAUUCAGUGGAGCUGAUCAGGAGUCCAGCGAUGACGAUGAUGACGAUGGUGAUGGGGUGUUCUCACAUUCAUUUUUGCCAACCACAGAUUCUGAAAGUGAAAUAAUUUUUGAUAAUGAGGAUGAAAACAGUAAAGGUCAUCCUCUGGAUGAAGAAGGCAAUGAAAAGACUAGCCAUGGAGGAGAAGACAGGGCACCAGUCGUUCAGACAGUGCAUUACCUGUACAUUCAGAUGGAGUAUUGUGAAAAGAGCACAUUAAGGGAUACUAUUGACCAAGGGUUAUAUGAAGACACCAGUCGGCUUUGGAGGCUUUUCCGAGAAAUUUUAGAUGGGUUGGCUUACAUCCAUGAAAAGGGAAUGAUCCACAGAGACUUGAAACCUGUGAACAUUUUUUUAGAUUCAGAUGAUCAUGUCAAAAUUGGUGAUUUUGGUUUAGCUACAGAUCAUCCAGCAAAUGCAGUGGUCUCCAAACAAGAAGAAAAUCACUCAGGUAGUUCUGCUAGGUCUGACCCAUCAGGUAACUUGACAGGGAUGGUUGGCACCGCACUGUAUGUUAGCCCAGAGGUCCAAGGAAGCACUAAGUCUACAUACAAUCAGAAAGUGGACCUGUUCAGUCUGGGUAUAAUAUUCUUUGAAAUGUCUUACCAUCCCAUGAGUACUGCAUCGGAAAGGAUCUUUGUUCUUGGUCAACUAAGACUACCCACUAUUGUAUUUCCUAAAGACUUUGAUGAAGUCAAGCAUGCAAAGCAGAGAUUAGUUAUUACAUGGCUCCUGAACCAUGAUCCUGCAGCACGACCAACAGCUGUGGAGCUAUUGAAAAGCGAACAUCUUCCACCACCACAAAUGGAAGAGUCUGAACUCCAUGAAGUACUCCACCAUACCUUAGCAAACGUGGAUGGAAAGGCGUACCGGACUAUGAUGAGUCAGAUAUUUUCACAGCGUGUAUCUCCAGCUAUAGACUAUACCUAUGACAGUGAUAUGCUGAAGGGUAGUUUUUCUGUUUGGUCAGCCAAGAUACAGCAGCAUGUAUGUGAGAUUGUCAGCCGGAUAUUUAAAAGACACGGAGCCAUCAAGCUGAAUACUCCACUGCUAAUGCCCGGAAAUAAAAAACUAUACGAACAUAACGAAGCUUCGUAUUUCAUGGAUCACAGUGGCAUGCUGGUAAUGCUUCCUUAUGACCUCAGAAUUCCUUUUGCAAGAUUUGUAGCUAGAAAUAACAUAUCAAACUUGAAAAGGUACUGUAUAGAGCGAGUUUUCAGACCUCGGAAGUUAGACCGCUGUCAUCCCAGAGAACUCCUAGAAUGUGCAUUUGACAUUAUUACAUCUACUGGAAAUAGCUUUUUGCCUGUAGCAGAAACAAUUUAUGCCAUUUCAGAAAUCAUUCAAGAGUUUUCAGUGCUACAGGAAAGAAAUUACAGUAUUUACUUGAACCACACUGCCUUGCUGAAAGCUAUACUUUUGCACUGUGGGAUACCAGAGGAUAAACUCAAUCAAGUUUACAUCAUUCUCUGUGAUGCUGUGACUGAAAAGCUAACUAAAAGAGAAGUAGAAGCCAAAUUCUGUAAUCUUUCUCUCACAUCAAAUAGUCUUUCUCGACUCUACAGAUUCAUUGAGCAGAAGGGAGAAGCAAGUAAUGUAUUUCCAUUUUUAAACACCGUGAUAAAACAAAAGCCAGGUGUCACUCAGCUGUUGAAGCAUGGCAUGAAGGAUUUAGAGGAAAUCAUUGGUCUGUUAAAGCAACUUGGAAUAAAACUUCAGGUUUCUAUAAAUCUGGGACUAGUUUACAAAAUACAGCAGCACAAUGGUAUUAUCUUUCAGUUUAUAGCAUACAUCAAAAGAAGACAAAGAACUGUGCCUGAAAUUCUUGCUGCAGGGGGCAGAUACGAUCAUCUGAUUCCACAAUUUAGAGGGCCACAGAUGGUGGGACCAGUUCCUUCAGCUGUUGGAGUCAGCAUAGCUAUAGAUAAAAUAACUGCUGCUGUUUCCGGUGUGGAGGAUUCUGUUUCUGUCAGCUCGUGUGACCUGCUGGUUGUAAGCGUUGGUCAGAUGUCAAUGGGUAGAGCUAUCAAUAUUGUUCAGAAACUCUGGACUGCAGGAAUUCCAGCCGAAAUAAUGUAUGACUGGUCCCAGUCCCAGGAAGAACUGCAGGAAUAUUGCAGAUGCUCUGGGAUUACAUAUGUGGCUCUUGUGUCAGAUAAAGAAGGAAGUCAUGUGAAAGUGAAAUCCUUUGAGAAAGACAGACAGACGGAGAAAAGGAUUUUAGAAUCUGACUUGGUAGAUCACCUGAUCCAGAAACUGAAAACUAAAAUCUGUGACGAAAGAUGUAGUAGAGAAACCUCAGAUAAUCUUUCAGUACCAAAUCAAAAGGGAUCAUUUACUAAUAAUUCAGGUGCAUUUGAAUCACAUGGAACUCUUGUAGUGCCUAAUGUUAGUGUUAUAGCUCCUGAAAAAUUAUCUGCCAGUGCCAGGCGUCGUCAAGAAAUUCAGGUGCAAACAAGACUUCAGACAUUUGUUUCUAGCCUGCAACAGAAGACAAAUGAGAUUGAGAUUUUAGCAGUAGAUCUGCCAAAAGCAACUGUAAUACACUUCUUAUCAUUAGAGUUUGAUGGAGAUAGACAAGCCUUUGAUGCUACCGUGAGGCAACUGAUGUCACGAUGGCCAAAACAGAGAUGUUCAUACUUACAAGCCAUUUGUGAUGAAAUUUACAGUAUCAAAAUGGAAAAGAGGGUUCCUGCACUCAUCCUGUACAGUUUCCGAGACGAAUACAAGGUUUUGUUUUAG